GGCCAACUCCCCAGCCAUGGGCAGCGAUACCUGGCCUUCUUUGUUGAGCCGUUGCGAUGUGCCACGUGUCAACGUGCGUGGCAUGGACUGGGCGGCGUUCAACGCGAUGCCUGGUCUUCGUCAAAGCGGAGGUGUGAUGCUCACCGGGCUUUUUGAUGACGAAGAACUGUUGCAGUGGCGACCGGAGGAGGUGCUGCGACGCCAUGGCAAUGAGACCUUCUAUGCGGACGACACGCGGGGAAACUACGCCCAUCCCAAAUUGGGCGACUAUGUUCAGGCGCAACGCAACGAGCGCAUGAUCUUCGUCUCGGACACCCUGCGGGGCGCCUUUGGCCGCGCCUGGCGCUUUGCGCGGCGCGCGCGGCGGCGGAAGCUCUGGGAAGACUUCGCGGAGCGGCCCAUUUUCUCGGUGGGCGUCCGGGGUGGCGCAGUCCCCAGACAUGACGGGCACCCUGAAACCUGGCAUGCCCUGCUGAGCGGCAUCAAGGCCUGGUGGCUUCAGAGACCACCCGUGGCCGCGGGCGCCGCUUUUGAGGGUUGGGAAGAUCCCUGCGGCGCCAUCGAGUCCUUGCUGCAGGCGCCCGAGCCGGGCGUGAAACUCUGCGUCCAACAUGCUGGGGAGGUGCUCUACUUCGGCGACGACGUGGAGCAUAGCACCUGCAGCCUGAGCGCUUUCAGCCUGGCCGUGGGCGCCCAGGGCCACACCGAGACCUGGCCCGCGCUGCUGCGGGCGGCGAACCGAGGGGACCUCAAGGAGGUCCAGCAGCUCCUGUCGCCUUCGCCGGGCCUUGCGGCGGCGCUGCGGCAACGGGCGGGGCGCUACGGGCACAGCGCGGUGCACCGCGCGGCGUUGCACGGCCACGCGGAGGUGGUCCGGGAGCUGCUGCGGGCACGGGCGGAGCUGAGCCGAGAUGAUGAAGGUUUAUCUCCCAGCUUCUUGGCUGCCUUUAGUGGCCACGUGAAGGUGCUGAAAGCCCUGGGUGAAAACGUGGUGGCCGAGCGCGACGGGAAGGGAGCGAGUCCGUUGCAAUGGGCAGCAACGCAGGGACACCUGGCCGUGGUCGACUUCCUGCUGUCGCGCCGUGGCGACGUCAGGGCCACCAACACCUUGGGCGGUGGCGCGCUGUCGGCGGCGGCCACCACCGGGCAGGCGGAGGUGGUGAGGCGCCUGGUGGCCGCCCGGGGCAAUAUGGAGGAAACGGAUCAUGCAGGUAUGCAGCCCUUGCACUGGGCCUCGCUUCACGGACACCUGGAGCUACUGCGGCUCUUAUUGGAGCUAAGGGCGUCACCGGCGAAGGAUCGGAAGGGGAAGACUCCCUUGGAUCUUGCGCAGGGAGCUGCACGUGACCUCCUGAGGGCGAGGCCGCGGAUCAAGGCCUCAGGCAACGAGCUGUGAAAACAGAACUGGGAAGCCAGGAGGGAAGGGUUUGAGCCAAAAGAUGGGGAUGUAAAACUGGAAAUACAAUGGAAAAUCAUGGAAAUACGAG
Molecule: messenger RNA, 1487 nt
Organism: Cladocopium goreaui
Lineage: Eukaryota; Dinophyceae; Suessiales; Symbiodiniaceae
Source: the annotation of a GenBank genome assembly